AUGCAGUCUCCGCAGCUCCAGACAUCUCCGUCCUCUCAUAUGUCGUCUCCAGUGGCAACAAAGUCAACAGCUUUUGGUUUGCAGGGGACCGUCUCUCCCACGGCAGCCGACAUACAGCACCAACAGCAGUACAAGCCUCACCCGUACCAUCGAGCUCAACUUUCUCCCCAGGCAGGUGGUUUUGGACCGGGAAUCACUUCUGCUGCCACCGAAAGUAUUGAGCCAACUCCUAUCCUACCGUCACGGAUACCACCUACUUACUACCUCUCCCCCUUUCAAAAGCAAUAUAACCAGCUAGAACAGGAAUAUGAUGCUCGUUCAAGCUCUGUGGACGGACCCGAUCCGCCAGAAGGCAGUACUGCAGCAGACUACCAAUCUCAGCAGUCUCUGCCACGUAUACAGCAACGACACCACCCGAUAUCAACCAGCAGCGAUGCUGAAGGUAUGACAGCUAGCACAUCGUUUAUUGAGCAAUUCGACCCCAUGAUGGAUCCCGACCCAUUUGGUCUGUCCGCCAGCAUGCACUUCCCCACACCCUUUACCUAUACUCAGAGCCAUGGGCGGCAGUAA
Trichophyton benhamiae CBS 112371 is the source of this 570-nucleotide messenger RNA. RefSeq names its product bZIP transcription factor (MeaB), putative. Bases 1 to 570 code for a protein of 189 amino acids. Lineage: Eukaryota; Fungi; Ascomycota; Eurotiomycetes; Onygenales; Arthrodermataceae. The transcript is spliced from 2 exons. The record is from RefSeq and is a predicted model, not a curated record.